This is a messenger RNA of Prunus armeniaca (apricot), 252 nucleotides long. The record is from the annotation of a GenBank genome assembly. Lineage: Eukaryota; Viridiplantae; Streptophyta; Magnoliopsida; Rosales; Rosaceae.
AUGUUAAGUGUGAUCGCAGAGGAGGGAGAGAAUGGAUCUGCUCCAAGACUCGAACGACGUCGGAGUAGCCGUGGGGCUGUGCAGCAAAUCCGGCAGUUGAGUGGUGUGGCUGAUGUUGGGUUCCGAAGGCAGGACAGUGAGGCAGAGCAGCUUCAGCAAUCGGCGCUGGCGACUGCAAGGCUGUGGAGGUCCCGAGGUCAUGUGGCGGCUGUUCUGCAAUUCCAGCAGCUGAAGGCGGCUGCAAAGCACUAG